ACAAAAGAUAGUUUUCAGUUUCAAUGUCAACUUUCAACAAAUGUCAAAUUUCAAAUAAAUCGAAAGUGAAUUAUAUUGGGGGACAAAUUAUGAGUAUACCAUAACCUUAAAAAAUGUCUGCAACAAGAACCGAUGCCUCAUCUGAAGCACUCAGUCGUUUGGUAGAUGUUCCAGACAUAUCUUAUACUGGACAAUAUGUGGAUAAUUUUAAAGAAGGUGACGGAAGUUAUAAAUGGGAAUACAAUAGGAGUACUCAAAUUUAUACCGGUAGUUUCUUAAAAAACAACUUUCACGGUAAAGGAUUUUACAAGUUCGAUCAUCCAGACAAAAAGUUCUUUUAUGAUGGACAAUUAUAUGCCAAUAAAUUUGAAGGUUAUGGUAACAUAUUUUAUUCAAAUAACGAAAAGUUUGAGGGGCUUUUUAAGAAUAACUACAGAUUUGGACCUGGAAUUUUUACGUACCCAGAUGGCAGUCAAGAUGUUGGUAUGUGGAAAGAUGAUUGUCUAAUAAGAUUGUCUGUCAUACUUUCCUCAGACGAUGUACCAAAAUUAGCUAAAUCUAAUGUAGGAAAAAUUAAACUCCUCAAAUAUAAGCAUAUAAUUCCUGUUUGUCCGAAAUUCAACUGUGCUGCAACAGAGCUUCUCACUGACUUAGAAAUUGACGAAAGAAUUAAAAGUAACGUUAAAAAUUUCUACAAUUAUGAUGUGAGAAACCCAAAAAGCGUAUUUUUCGAUAAAAAACUUUUUGACGACAACUUUUACACUGAAAACGACUGUCUAAUAGAAGUGGCUUAUCCUGAAGGCGAAUUUUAUGGAGAAGGAGAGGAACAAUACGAGAAAGAUAACCGCACUUACCGCUAUAACUUUAUUUGCGAUGAAAUAAAUUUACUUAAUGAACGCAUUGAACAAUUAGAACUAGAAAAAAAGUAUUUUCUUGAUCAAAGGAUGUUAUGUGAAAUUUGUUGCUAUCCACCCGAAGAAGAAUACACUGUUGUUAAUAAUGACGAUACUUCGAUCACUACAGUAGGACUAAUGCAAAGUACUCGAGAACCCAGUCACAGCCUUUUCAGUGGUCUAUCAGAUCUGCCAAGUCUUGGUUUAGACACGAAUACAUACGUUACGGAAUUAUCUGAUAAUAUCGAGAUGGAAUACCCUGGGGAAGUUGAUGAACCGCUUGGAUCCAUGGUUUACAUCAAGUUUUGUCACUGCGACUUUCAUGAAGAUUGGAAUAAACAUCUUGAUACCAUUUACAAUGAAGAACAACUGAUUAAAAACAUAAUUGAAUAUUUAAAAACUAGAUUGUAUAAGGAAUUUGGAGCAAAUCGCGAAUAUCAAAAAAUACCAACAAAAAAAUUAUUGAUUAAUGAAUUAAUAUCAACAAGUAAUCAACCGAUAUAUACGUCAGUUUUACGUCAUAUAUUUUUAAACAGAAAAUCUGAAAAUAUUGUUAGUUUUAAUGUAUGCAAUCUCAUAACCGGCAAAGUUCAAGAGAGAAGAAAAGGCAGAUAUGAAUUGAAAAAUAUUAAAUUUCUUAAUUUUUGCUCAAGUGGAACUGGUAACGAAAUCCUUGAUAUCUAUGUAAAUUCUAACAUCAACCCUGAUAUUUGUGAUAAUCAUGGUAACUCAGGAGUCAUAUUCGCCUCUGCUAAGGAUAAUUGUGAAGUUAUUGAGGUAUUGGCCACUUUAGGGUGCAAUUUGGAUUACUGCAACGAUGAAGGUAUAAGUGCUUUGAAUAUGUGUCUAUUACGAUAUCUCAGUAUCGUAUAUAAAGUUUCCUUAUGGGAAGCAGCUUUUUUGGAUUCUGUAAAUCUAGACGAAAAUGAAAAAAAGGAUGUCAAUACUUGGUGUCCUCAUAAAUCAUUGAGUAGUCUAAGUAGUUACAAAGAAAGUGAGGAAAAUUUACAUUUUCCAAAAUCAGAUGAUAACAUAAAGAUAGUAUCUAAUGAUGACUACAUAUUCCGAACAGACCUAGUGCCUCGAUUAAGAACUGAAAAGGUGAAAAGUGGUACAGGUAAAGGCAAAAAUAGUGAGUCAUCUAAAGAACAACCUCCUAUUGAAAACACUGUAUCCGAUUUAUUCAAAAAAUUACCACAAAUAAUACGUACUAUAAAAUGUUUAAUAGAGAGUGGGGCAGAUCCAAAUGUUUGCGAUGUUCCAAUUCCCACAAUCUUCUUAGCCACUUUUUCAAGGAGUCCGCAUUUGGUCGCAUUUAUUUUACCACACGUGGAUGCUGAAGCUACGUUUACAAAAUAUUGUCUAAGUCCCUUACAUGUAAUAGCUUGUUUAAAACCCUGUAUAGAAAACAUAAAAAUAUGUGGCGUGCUGUUACAACAUAUAGAUCCUGACAAGAGAGCUUCAACAAAUCAUUGGAUUGAAAGGAAAAGACUUAUAAUAGGUAAAGAUAUUAAUGAUGAAGAGAUUACUGACACAGGCAAAAACGCCUUACACAUACUUUGUCUUCGUCAGGAUUUUCAUCUUGAUGAUUGUAAUUACUUUAUGAAAAUGUUCCUUUUAUUAAGACAAAAGUUAAAAAGACAAGGUAAUUAUUUGGGACACACUUAUCUGUCUCUUGCAGUAUUGUCUGGAAAUUUAAAAUUAAUUCAAGCAAUGUUAAAGACUAAUGCUUAUAAUCCUAAUGCCGUUUUAAAUAACAAUAUGGGCAACAUUAACACUUUAUUCAUAUUAAAGAGAUAUAAAGAUUAUCAUCCUGUAGAAGUUGCAAAAGAAAUAAUGAAAUUCGUCGUUGAUUGUGGCGGAAAUCCACUGUACCCGAUCAAAGAUUUCGAAAAUAGUAUUGCCUUUAUGGAAAAAGAACAUGAAGUUAUUGUAAUACCAAAAGAUAAGAAAGAUAAAAACAAAAUAGGCAAAAAUGAUAAAAAAAGCAAAAAAACAAAAAGCAAUAAAAGUAAAUCGACUAAAAAAGGAAAAGGAAAACUCACUUCAGAAGAUAUUCUUAAGAAUUAUUUAUGUGAAUUGGCUCGGGAGACUAUUUUAAAAUUUCAUCAAGUGAAACUAAUAAAGGAGUUCUAUAAUCUGGCUGAGGAGGGUAUUUUGGAACAGCCCAUGUUUAAAUAUUUAAGUCAAUUCAUAACCCCAUCCAUUGCACAUCAAAAUUUGAAAUCUUUAUUUCAAAACGCAACCAUCCCAUUCGAAAGAUUUGAUAAACUGGUAUGCAUAGACCUCAUCAAGUUCAUUGAACGCAAUCAAAAGAAAGAAAAAAAGAAGAAGGGAAAAGGAAAAGAAGGAGGUAAAAAAGAAGAGAAAGACAAAAAAUCUAAGAAAGGCAAAGCCAGUAAAACGUCUUUAAAAACCCCAACUUCGAUAACAAUUAAUUGGAACGAAGUCGUUCGUGAAAUUGAUUUUAAACCAAUUACUAAUCAAAUCAAUCAAUAUAAAAUUAUUGAAUAUGGACUUCACCCUUCGGAAAUAAAGGACGAACAACUUUAUAAAGUGUGUUUUAAUUGUCUGAAAGGAAGGGAUAAACAACUGCUCGCAUGUCCAAAAUGCGAAUUAGUGUUCUUCUGUUCUGAAAAUUGCAACAAAGAAGCAAACAAACUAAACACAUUUCACAAUUGCAAACAAGUUUUUUAUAAUAAGAUAAAAAAGAAAUUGACAACACUUAAAUCGAAUGAACAAGAACUUGCAUCAGUUGGUAUAUUUGAGAAGGCCCAACUAAAUUGUGACGAUAGAUACGUUAACUUGAUGGUAAAGAAACAACUUGAGGCAAAGGAACUUGAAAGAAUUAGGAAUAAUAACGAUCCUUACGGAUUAAACAGAUUAAGAAAUGAACAAAACCAAGAGAAUAAACAUCGCAGAUCUGUAUGUUUUCUGACAAGUGAAUUAAAUCCUUCUAUGAUUUUUAAAAUGGUGAAUUUGAUACAUACAAAAUACUCUGAUAAAAAUAUAGUGGAGGCGCAACACGAAUCACAUGAAAUUCCGAAGAUAACAACUAAUGUUCAAUGCAGUACAUCCGAAAAUGAAAAAACCUGGAAAGAAACACAGAAUUUGAAAUUUCCUCCGAACAAUUUGUCAUGGGUUUCUAGCACAAAACUAGAUGUAUUCCCUGAUGUGGUACUUAACUCAAUGAAGAAAAAAAAUUGCAAUCCAAAGACAUGUGAAAAAAGACCAUGUAGCGGAGAUGUUGCAAAGAAAAAAGAGAUAUACGAUGUAAAAAAAUACUUUGAUCAAAUGUCGACUAAAAAGCAAGCAAAUCAACUAACGAACGUGGACCACACUGUAAAUUUUUUAAAGCGGAUCACGCGACUACCUGAAAAAUAUCAAUAUUUCGUAGAACUAUUGGCUAGAUAUUUUCCGGAUUUGGAUAUCUCCCAACUCUUUGUUCCCUACGCCUGUUAUAGUGGAGGACAGUUGUUUUAUAAAUUUCUCGAGGGUGAUGUUUUUGCUCAGACUUACAGUGCUAUCUAAUUAAAUACAAAAUGAAAUUUUUAUAUAUUGCAUUGUAAAUUAAUGUAUCUAAUAAACAUUAU
Aethina tumida (small hive beetle) is the source of this 4486-nucleotide messenger RNA. RefSeq lists its product as uncharacterized. NCBI's taxonomy places the organism in Eukaryota, Metazoa, Arthropoda, Insecta, Coleoptera, Nitidulidae. Gene Ontology annotation, molecular function: protein binding. The transcript has 6 exons. The record is from RefSeq and is a predicted model, not a curated record. Bases 114 to 4424 code for a protein of 1436 amino acids.